AUGAUGCAGAUGGACUACCACAAGCCGGACCAGCAGACCGUGCAGGCGCUCAAGAACAUCGCUGCCCGCCUGAGGAUUAACUCCAUCAGGGCGACCACCGCAGCGGGGAGCGAGAGAGGAUGGUCCGUCCCAGAUGGCGCUGGAGGACCAUGUGUGACCUAUGGUGUUUCUGAGCGUAUUCACAUCCGUGUGAUCGACCCGUUCACCAUCAAACCCCUGGACUCCAAAACCAUCAUCGACAACGCGCGAGCCACCAGGGGGCGCAUCAUCACCGUGGAGGACCACUACCAUGAAGGGGCGCUGGGGGAGGCGGUCUGCUCGGUGGCGGUGAAUGAACCAGGAGUGACCGUGACGCGUCUGGCCGUGUCCCGCGUCCCUCGCAGCGGGAAACCUCAGGAGCUGCUGCGUCUCUUCGGUCUGGACCGGGACGCCAUCGCUCAGGCGGUCCGCAAACUGCUGAGCGCGAACGCCAUGUGA
This is a messenger RNA of Knipowitschia caucasica, 477 nucleotides long. The record is from the annotation of a GenBank genome assembly. NCBI's taxonomy places the organism in Eukaryota, Metazoa, Chordata, Actinopteri, Gobiiformes, Gobiidae.